AUGUAUGGGACCUGCAUAGCUAUAGCGUUCUUCGUCCUCAAGCAGAGCUUGCAGAUGUUGGACAUCCUCUACAACAUGAAGAGGAACAAUAACCGAAGAGAAGAGAACGUACCGAUACUUCCCGAAAUCCGCGGUCUUCAUAUAUUCCAAGGCCUGGAGAAGUUGAAGGGGCCUGUUAGACGGAAGACGGCUCUGGAAUUGCCCCAUUCAUAUGCAGAGGUGGAGACUCCAGAACCUACGCUCUUAUCAGAUUAG
This is a messenger RNA of Nezara viridula (southern green stink bug), 255 nucleotides long. NCBI's taxonomy places the organism in Eukaryota, Metazoa, Arthropoda, Insecta, Hemiptera, Pentatomidae. The record is from the annotation of a GenBank genome assembly.